Molecule: messenger RNA, 861 nt
Organism: Chanos chanos (milkfish)
Lineage: Eukaryota; Metazoa; Chordata; Actinopteri; Gonorynchiformes; Chanidae
Product: neurexophilin-1
Exons: 3
Coding region: 1-861 (286 amino acids)
Molecular function (GO): signaling receptor binding
Source: RefSeq, a predicted model, not a curated record
AUGGCCAUCGAUUUUCUUUUAACAGAAUUGAGGUGCGACAGGGUGCCAGUGACGAUUACUCGCUCUUUGGGUUUAGAUAGUGCAAUGUCUGAGAAGCGUCUGACCACAAAUGUCAAAGCAUCCAAUCCGGAUCGGUCCAGCACACUGAAAACGGAACCACCCGUGUCUCAAGUGAAGCUUUUUUGGACUCCCAGCUGCAACGCUGUGUCCACAGGCCGUCUGUUUUCACAAGGUCACAGCAGAGAGUCUGGUUCUUCUCUAGACAUUUAUUUUGAUGAAUCUAGUCCCCACGUUAAGCAGAAGCUUUGGCACAGCCAAUCAAACUCCCCAGUCCCUAAGCUUCUUAGACAGAGAGCUAAAAGGAGGCCCGUGGUCAAAGCAGCAAAAUUUAAAAAGAUGUUUGGCUGGGGAGACUUUCAGUGCAACAUAAAAACAGUGACCCUAAACCUACUAAUAAUUGGUAAGAUUGUUGAUCACGGAAAUGGAACCUUCAGCGUGUUUUUCCGCUCCAAUACCACCGGACAAGGGAACGCUUCCGUCGGACUGGUCCCACCCUCUAAGAUGGUGAAUUAUGACAUUUCACAGCAAACUGUUCUGGGGCCUGCGGAGUCCAAGCUUUUCAACUGCAGGGCAGAAUACGAAAAGGUGGAAAAGGGAACCAAGAACAUGCGCUGCAGUAAUGACCCAUCAAAAACAUGUCAUCUGGAACUGACCCAGGGUCAGGUCUCCUGGCUCUGCUCAAAACCGUUCAAAGUUAUCUGUGUCUACAUCUCCUUUUACAGUACAGACUUCAAGCUAGUACAGAAAGUGUGUCCAGACUAUAACUACCACAGUGAUGCACCCUAUUACCCCUCAGGGUGA